AGCGCUUCCUGACUUAAAUUCAUUGAUGCUUAGAACUCGAAAAGCAAAACCCUGAAUUUCCCAAUUGUGGAUAGCCUUACAGAUUAGCCGAUUAACUGCCACACGAUGGCCGCUUUAAAAUUCAUAUUCCUGGCCUUCCUUGCAUCUCUGGGCACAUCAGCCCUGGCUCGAGUCCUUACUGGACCUGUGCAGACAGAGGGGAACCACACUUGGCAAUCUGAGGAUAGCUGCAGGGACUGCACCCAGAUCUUUGAACUUUUCACAGACAUGAUCUCUAAUGCAGACACACAGGUGAUUAUCCAGAGGAGCCUGGAUGGUUUGUGCAAACGUCUGCCUACCAGCGAAGCCCAAUCCGCCUGCCUGAACCAAGUUGAGAAGUAUUUGCCCAUUGCCCUGCACUUCCUGGCUAAGUUUAUUAAGCCUGGUGAGAUGUGCAUGGUCUUGGGACUGUGCGUUACUCAAUCAAAUGCCAAGCAGCAGGAGUUAUUCACCAAUCACAUUACUGCUGAAGACAUGUCCAGUGUGGCUCUUGGGCGAGGCACUCUUCCAGAGGGACGUGUCAGCCCUCAGUGCACCUUCUGUAUAUUCCUCAUUAAGAAACUGGAGAGCAUGUUGCCUAAGGAGAGGACGGAGGAAGCUGUAGUGAAGAUGCUGGGCCAAGUGUGCAAUGUGCUGCCUGAGAGUGUCAAGGAGCAGUGCGAGGAUUUCAUCAACAAGUACGGCAAGGAGGUGAUCGAUUUCCUGCUGUCGUCAGCCGCGCCCCACACCAUCUGCGUCAUGAUCCACCUCUGCCUGGUCCGUGAGCUGCCUCUCGUGGAUACACCCCCUCCCAAUGACUGUGAAUCCUGCCAGACCUUAGCGGUGCUGUCCCAGGUCCAUCUGGGCCCCAACGCCACAGAGCACCAGACCUCCUCCUUCCUGGACUCUGUCUGCCUGAUGUAUCCCUUUGCUAUGCCUAAGUGUGAGGUCUUCACCCAGCGCUAUGGUCCCAGGCUGCAGAGGAUCCUGGGAAAACAAGGGAGCACUCUGGACAUGUGUGGGAAGGAGGAUCUGUGUGUCGCAGUGAAAGAGGUCAAGAUGCUGGGAGCAGACCACUGCACCUGGGGAAAUAACUACAGAUGCAGAGAUAUGAAGAUGGCCGUGGAGUGUAAUAGUGUGCAAUUCUGCCAAAAAUAUGUGUGGAACUAGAUGCAAAACCCAGGACCGGGAAGGCACAGGCAGGAUGGUAAACCUACUCAACUGUCUCAUCCUCGCUGUACUGUCAAGCCAGCUGCAAGACUAAUUAGAAGAAUGACUGCACUAUAGCUGUAAAUGCUGUUAUUUGUCUGGGUUACAUGUACAAAUAUUGAUUUAAUAAUGAGUGAUAUUGGCAACAGAAUGUGUGCCUACUCCUAAUUGUCAGAAUUUCUGCAGAUUGAUUUGAGAUAUUAAUACAGAUUAAACUCAUCCUCAAGGAGCAGUUUUUCUAACUGCAAAGCUCACGUGUUGAUUAUUGUAAUGCACGGUAGCCAUUAACUCAUUAUUAAAUCAGCUUUUGAGCUGAUGCACCUUCACAGUGGUGGUGGGAAUGUGGACAGCUUGAAUUCAAAGUUACUGUUCAGUUUACUGAUAAAAUGAACAUCAGGUCUCAGCACUCAGUGUUGACUCGCUGUGUAACUGAGUGACACAGUGCUGAUCUCUUCCCUGAUCCAGAUCCAGAGUUGAUCUCUGGAGUUUCCUGUGUGCAAUCCAAACAUGGUUUAAUUGAUACUAUGAUUAUUCCUUAAUGAUUAUAAUAUGCAGCCACUGAUUUUUUCCAUGAUUUUUAUGAGCAUAAAUGUAUUUAUUUGCCUUGCUGAUUUGCACAGUACCUUGAAAUGUUGGCUUUUUAUUUUGCUACUGUUGAUUUUAUUUACGUUUCAUGUUCUUUUACUUGAAGACGGUAGGCACUGUAAAUCUUGCAACCUGGUAAGUGCAUUGCAUAUCAAACUAUACACAUUCAAAUACAGUCUGCAUGUCAUCACAAAAUGCUGGUUCAAAGUUGUGAAAAUUGCCUUUAUGAUUCAAAGUUGUGAAAAGUUUUAAAGCAUAUACCACAUAACUAUUUCUGAAUUGCAAGUACAUAGUCAAACUAUAUACAGUAGUAAUGACUCAGUUGGACAACAUGAGCUAAGGCAGCAAAUAAAAUGUAUAUAGAUGCUCUCAUGCAUGCUUUCAUUCAGGUAAUUUUAUGCACUAGGGAUUUUAAAUGGUCAUAGGUCAUUAUUUUAGCAUACCUUAGGGGUUCUUCUCCUCAGUCAACUCUGAAAAUUAUCUACCAAGUAAUCCUCUUUUUGGUGAGAUUAAACAUCCUGCUGUCUUGUUUACAAUGAAUAUACAUUUUUGUCCCCAAAGAGAACAUUCUUACACAAUUAUUGUGUUUUUAAGUAUACUUU
Megalops cyprinoides (Indo-Pacific tarpon) is the source of this 2414-nucleotide messenger RNA. RefSeq names its product surfactant protein Bb (gene sftpbb). Gene Ontology annotation, biological process: sphingolipid metabolic process. The record is from RefSeq and is a predicted model, not a curated record. The transcript is spliced from 11 exons. Bases 106 to 1188 code for a protein of 360 amino acids. Gene Ontology annotation, cellular component: lysosome. NCBI's taxonomy places the organism in Eukaryota, Metazoa, Chordata, Actinopteri, Elopiformes, Megalopidae.